This is a messenger RNA of Oncorhynchus keta (chum salmon), 2421 nucleotides long. RefSeq names its product ras-related and estrogen-regulated growth inhibitor-like. Bases 426 to 1028 code for a protein of 200 amino acids. The record is from RefSeq and is a predicted model, not a curated record. Gene Ontology annotation, molecular function: GTP binding; GTPase activity. Lineage: Eukaryota; Metazoa; Chordata; Actinopteri; Salmoniformes; Salmonidae. The transcript is spliced from 5 exons.
UGCAGCGCGCCAAUAUGCUAUCAAACACAGAAGUUCAGCAGCUCCACUCCGUGUCUUGCAGCUGACCCUCGUUUGGCGAUACCUUGACAGUGCGGGUGGUUGACCACAGUUCAGUCUGCUUGGAUCAGAGGACAAGUAGAUGUGUCCACCUUGCGCUCCUAAGACUCUUCAGGAACGCUGGGUCCGAAUUUGUUGGAUUCGAGUCAAGACAUCGCCUCUCCUUGUCACAAGCUGUAGAAACAUUGAUUAACUUUUGUUCCUCCAUCGCAGCUGUUUUCAGAACAAGGAUUGUUUUACAUUGACCAGUCGUUUGACAUCCCAGCUCCCGUGUCUUGAACUGAGGAUGGGUCGCUGAUCCCGGAACCCCUGUGCGAUCUAUCAGCUCUGUGAUUGGUCCGUUCUGGUUCCAGUCACUACCUGCUGCCAUGGCGAAGAGCCCUGAGGUGAAGCUGGCCGUUUUCGGAAGAGCAGGAGUGGGUAAAUCAGCUCUAGUGGUGAGGUUUCUGACCAGACGUUUCAUCUGGGAGUAUGACCCAACGCUUGAAUCAACAUAUCGCCAUCAAGCAACCAUAGACGAUGAGGUUGUGACCAUGGAGAUCCUUGACACAGCCGGACAGGAGGACACGCAGCAGAAGGAGAGCCACAUGCGAUGGGGCGACGGCUUCGUCAUCGUAUAUGACAUCACUGACAGGGGCAGCUUCAACGAAGUGGCUCCUUUGCGGGGCCUCCUAGAGGAAGUCAAGAAACCCAAGAAUGUCCCGUUGGUUUUGGUGGGCAACAAGGCCGACCUAAACCAUGCCCGGCAGGUGGGCACAGAGGAGGGCGAGCGGCUGGCCGCCGAGAUGGCGUGCGCCUUCUACGAGUGCUCGGCAUGCGCCGACGAAGGCGGCAUGGUGGCGGAAGCAUUCCAUGAGCUGUGUCGCGAGUUGAGGCGCCGCAAGGCGGUCCAGGGCAAGGCCAGGCGUCGUAGCUCCACCACCCACGUCAAGCAGGCCAUCAACAAGAUGCUGACCAAGAUCAGCAGCUAGGGGGAGCCUGUGAGCACACUUCACAAAGAGGAUAAACUCAAGACGAACUAAAAAACAAAGUGACUGAUUUCAAGGGUUUAGAUGUGUGGAAAUAUAUCCUACAGCCAUCCAAGCUGCUAAGGAGCAGGAAUAUUAAAUUAUGAAUGAACAGCGAACCUCUUCAUACUUAGUAUCAAUGCACAAUCAAUGAAGAUUUGCAUUGAUACGGAGUGUGUCGAAAAUCGCUCUUCAUUCAAUAUUGAUUCUAAAGGGGAAUGCUGUUGGCUAUUAUUACUUGCUCUUUGACCAUGCUCCACAAUUAAGGUCAGAAGCACAAAGGGGAACAUAAUAAUCACAUGAUGGGAACUACUUUGUCCCUGAGGGAGGUGAAGAUGCUUUUGUUUCAUAGCCAACUAGGACAUUUCUUUAUGCUGCCAAAGAAGAAGGUAGAGUCCAUUAUUCAGAAGUCCCAAUUCUCAGAAAUUCACCCUUCCUUCUUGAGCGGUGGUGAAUACCCCAGUUUUGUGUCCAUAGCUCCACCAACUUUAAACAAAAUAUACAAAAUAAUGUCCGUCAUGAACCCACCCUUUGUUUAUCAGAAAUGAUGAACAAACGAGUUGUAGUUUCCUCUCCCUGUAGCUUGUUUGUGGGAUAAUGUUUUGAUAUGCUCUAGGCCAGUGUUUCCCAACCUUGGUCCUCCAGUACCCCCAAUAGUACACAUGUUUAUUGUACACCUAGACAACCACAUCUGAUUCAACUUGUCCUUCUGGUCCUUCUGUGGCUCAGUUGGUAGAGCAUGGCGCUUGUAACGCCAGGGUAGUGGGUUCGAUUCCCGGGACCACCCAUACGUAGAAUGUAUGCACACAUGACUGUAAGUCGCUUUGGAUAAAAGCGUCAGCUAAAUGGCAUAUAUUAUUAUUAUUAUUAUUAUUAUUAUUAAUAAUCAAGCUCUCAAUAAGUUGAAUAAGGUGCUUUAGUCCAAGGCUACAAGGAAAACGUGUACUGUACACGAAGACCAGUGUUGGGGAAAAUGUACCUUUAAAUUGUAAACUAUGUAUAAUAUUGCCUUUAUCAUUGGUCUCAAAGGAGUGUACAGUACAUAACCCAGAGGCAUACAAAAUGGUGGACAUGUCUCCUGUAUUUUAACCAAAUGCUGUUUCUUUCUUCUCCAAUGUACCCGACCUGUCUCUGAGUUUUGAGAAUGGGGAUAAAAUGGACAAAUUUGCAGUGCAAUUUUAAUAAACAUUAGAUACAUGCAUAUCCAAAACGAGUUUGAAAAUGUAUCUUUUCUGAUUCAUCUUCAACAGUAUUGUUGUCAUGCAAUAACAAAUGUCAUUGUUUGUUAUUUUGACAGUAUAACAAAGAGCAUGUAUUUUAGAGCAGGUACGCCAAAUAAAAAUGUGAUUCACAUGUA